UACUGGUCGACUUAUACUGAAUUGUCUAUUAAAGGUGUGCUGAAAGAAAAAAAAAACAGACUCUAACAGACUCAAAAAGGCUGAAUGAGGACGGACACUAUAGGAGCAUGAAUGACUCGUCGCGCCAUCACUUCAGCAUGAAAUACAUGGACUACAUGUAUAAUACUAAAAAUAACAUCACUUCGAACAGCAGUGCAACUCCCGGUGACAUGAAUGCAACAGGAAUCGCCCAAAUCAUGAUCCCUCAGGAAUUGUUUCUUAUGCUCGGCUUGAUCAGUUUGGUGGAAAACAUUUUGGUGGUGGUGGCCAUAAUCAAGAACAGGAAUCUCCACUCGCCCAUGUAUUAUUUCAUAUGCUGUCUGGCGGUGUCUGACAUGCUGGUGAGCGUAAGUAAUGUGGUGGAGACGCUCUUCAUGUUAUUGACGGAGCACGGGCUGCUGCUCGUCACUGCAAAGAUGUUACAGCACUUAGAUAAUGUGAUCGACAUUAUGAUCUGCAGUUCUGUCGUGUCCUCGUUGUCGUUCCUGUGCACUAUUGCCGCGGACCGCUAUAUCACCAUCUUUUACGCACUCCGGUACCACAGCAUCAUGACCACGCAGCGCGCCGUGGCCAUCAUCGCGGUGGUGUGGCUCACCAGUAUCACCUCUAGCUCAUUAUUUAUCGUUUAUCACACUGACAACGCGGUCAUCGCCUGUCUCGUCACGUUUUUCGGCGUGACAUUGGUGUUCACGGCGGUUUUGUACCUGCACAUGUUCAUCCUGGCGCACGUCCACUCCAGACGCAUCAUGGCCCUCCAUAAGAGCCGCCGACAAGCCACUAGCAUGAAGGGAGCCAUCACUCUGACCAUACUGCUCGGUGUUUUCAUUAUCUGCUGGGGGCCGUUUUUUCUCCACCUCAUCCUUAUCCUCACUUGUCCCACAAACCCUUACUGCAAGUGUUAUUUCAGCCAUUUCAACCUGUUUCUGAUACUUAUAAUAUGCAACUCGCUUAUAGAUCCUCUCAUUUACGCGUAUCGCAGUCAGGAGCUGCGCAAGACCCUCAAAGAAAUAAUUUUUUGUUCAUGGUGCUUUGCAAUAUGAUAUAGCCUAUUCUUUCUAGAGUUCUAAUGUUUAUUUUUUGAAACGCGUGGAGGAUUAUCGUAUGACGUAAAAAAACUCAAUUUUCAGCCUUCUUUUCUCCCUCUCUACAGAAAAGACUGGAUACUGAGGGACACAAAACUUUUUUUUUUUAUAAAAUAACCAUUUGACCAACUCUAUUUUUGAUUUACUAAAACAAUGCUUAAUUGGAUAGUUUAAACCCCCCAAAUAAAUGCAUCAUUCAUCAGAAAAAAGUGGGGAAAUUGUAUCAAUACAGCAUCCGUAGAUGCCUCUGUCAAAGAAUAAAAGCUCUGCAUAAAAGACAGUUUAAUCUUAAGCAACUUCAAUUUAUUGCUGGGAGAAAUAUACACUGCAUGCAGUGUCAGUUUCAACUCACCUACCUUUAACGUAAUACCACUACACAUUACCUUUGCUCUCCAUGAUUUGAUCGGAACAAUGUGUAUGCCACAAUCUAAAUAUUGGCCAAACUAACUAAGGAAUUGUCAUGACACCAUGAUUUUUAAAGACAACCUGAUGAGUAUUAGAAAUCCAUCUUCAAAGCACUUAUCCUCUGCAGGGUCACUGGGAGAAUUAGAUUGAUGGGGAAAAUUAAAAUUGAUGGUCGUUCAGUAGUGCAUGCAUUAUUCAGGAGAUUUUAUUUUUCAUGUUUUUAUAAAUUAUAAUUUGGCAACUCAAAAAACAAACAAAAAAAAAAAAAAACAGAAACCUAAUAGUGUACCUAACCUGUAUGUUUCAGUUGUUUUAUGAAAUGUUUAUAAUGUUCAUAAUGCUGUAAUAAGAAAAUAUGAAUAGCAUAUAGUAAAUGCAUCACCACAGUUUGCAAAUCAGUGCUAAUUACAGUUUAAUUUGAACAAACACUGAUUUGAUGUGAAAUCCUUUGUGUAAGAACAACAGUUGUCUGCUUAAUGAAUUCUACAGUUUCAGGCUUUAACCAAGUGCUGCUGUUGUCAGAAUAGUCAUAAAAAUUCAAAAUGUAUUUUUUUUUCUUAAUAAAUAAUAUUAAAAAAAUAAUAUUAACCAAGUCCUAAUGUGAUUCUUUUGAACAGAACUAUGUGGUGAAAGCUUGACAAGCAGCUUUUUAAAUUUGCUCUUCCACACAAACUUUUUUUUUUUUUUGUCUUUUAUCAAUCUUUUAUCACUUUUUAAUCCAUUAGAUACUCUAUUGACUUUUUUGACUCUUUUCCUAUUUGGUGUAAUUUAAGCUCAUCACAAGCUUUUUCACGUGUUUGAGAUGUGGCUGUGGGCAAGAGAACUGAUUUGAGUGAUGGCAGCCAUCAGGGCCACAUGCCAUUUCAUUAAGCCACUAAAUCUUCUGUCCCUCAUGGAGAACACAUGGUUCUCUUGUUUUAACAUACACUGAAUCCAAAGCUAUUCUCUUAAAAAUAUACUACAAAGACUAUGUAUAAAAAAAGAGACUUUUUAAGAAAAACUUUUACCAAACAGCAUAAUCUUUGUCAGAUUACAGACAGACUGGUACUGUUACUAUUUAUGGAAAACUUGACUACAUACCCUGUUAAUAAACCAAAUCUUUGUACAGAACAGUCUAAAUCAGGACCUGUUAUCUGUCACAAACAGUGACAAAUUGUGGCUUUAAGAACUAAAACAACAACCAGAGAGAACCAAUAUUUCUCUCACAAAUCUUUUCUCUCUGACUUAAUGUUCGCCCCUUUAUAAGGUAGGUUAGUAAGUGGCCACUAGUACUUGGGCAUCAAACUCAUGACUUACAUACAUAGGCCAUUUUUAAUUAAUAAACACCAAUGGUGAGCACAGACAUACAUGCCAUUUUAUUGUGGGCUAGUAAUAUUAUCGCACAUCUCUAUAUAUAAAGUUAGAUAUACAAGUAUAUCCAACUUUACCUGCAUGCAUAAGGUAUUUUCAUGUAAAGCAAAUUGUGAACCAGCUCUAAUCUGCUAAAUGCAACAAUAAGGCAUGAAGUUAUUAAGAUAUUAUUAACAAUACCAUCAUGAUUUUUUGUAACAAUGUGUAUUGUGAAUGUGCUGUACAAAUAAAUUUGGCUUGACAUGCACAAAAGUCCAGAAAUGUCUGCAUAUGGUAUGUACUAUUUUCAAAGACCAGAAGCUAGAUUGGAUAAAUGUAAUAAAACUGUUAAUAUUAAAGUUGCACUACAUUUUUUGGUCAGCGUAUAAUCUGUGUUCAAAACUGUGUUCAUGCCUUAAUUAAAUUUUAAGGUAUUUCAGAUUUAGGAGUAAAUUUUAGUCUCACAUCAUUAUCUGUCCUGCGUAUUUAUGUCGUAUCUGUAAACAGAAAUAAAGAAAUGUCAUUCCCAACUCAUUGGAGAAGUUUGGCUUUACUGCAGUAUGUUAUAACGAACUACUUAAAAUGUAGGAUAUCAAAACAGAUAAAGAAAAAUUUCAGUAUACACCAAAUAAAAUAUCAUAUCUGAGAGACAUGCAAGAUAUACAAGGGAAGUUGGGGAAUUGCAAAACUGUAAAGCAGAAUAUAAAAUAAGCCCUGCCCUAUCAAGACCCGAAGCAAAAUCAGAACAUCUCAGACAAAAUCUGGGCUAGGUUCUAAAAAAGAAACAAAGGAGACCUUAGUUAUCCAAGCAGGGCUUAUGAAAUCAUAGACUCAAAACAGCUUACAGUACUAUAAAAAAAAAAAAUUCCAUCCUUUCCUAGUCUGUUUGCCAAGUGUUCUUUUUAUUGGCCAUGCAUAAAAUUGGAUUAUUUUGCUUGUAAAACAUGGUCCUAUUGUAGAACACCUACUAUGUGUUUCUUUCUAGAUGUUCAUGAUGCAUGUCUGUGAGAAAACAACCUUUUAACAAAGUGAAAGAAAGAAAGAAAGAAAGAAACAAACAAACAAACAAAAAAGAAAGAAAAAAAGGAAAAGAAAUUCAAUCACCUGUUAUUGUCAGACCAGCCAUUCAACUGGACAGCAUAUUUUGGCAAUGUUAAAUUUGCACAUUUGUUUGAUAUGUUUAAACAUUGCAUAGGAAAAUCUUGUGCAGCCCUCAAUACUUUAAAUAUAGAGUGAAAUGUAGGAGACCUUUGUUUUCUUAGUUUUUAAUGCAUAUAGAAAAAUACCUCCACAUUUGAGGAAAAUAAUGUCAAUAAAAUAAAUUAAUCUCUCUUCCACUACACUCUCACGUGCAUUUGGU
Molecule: messenger RNA, 4215 nt
Organism: Ctenopharyngodon idella (grass carp)
Lineage: Eukaryota; Metazoa; Chordata; Actinopteri; Cypriniformes; Xenocyprididae
Gene: mc1r
Product: melanocortin 1 receptor
Exons: 1
Coding region: 108-1079 (323 amino acids)
Biological process (GO): G protein-coupled receptor signaling pathway
Cellular component (GO): membrane
Molecular function (GO): melanocyte-stimulating hormone receptor activity
Source: RefSeq, a predicted model, not a curated record